This is a messenger RNA of Halichondria panicea, 2494 nucleotides long. Its product is annotated as disintegrin and metalloproteinase domain-containing protein 10-like. The transcript is spliced from 10 exons. The coding region runs from base 91 to 2343 and encodes 750 amino acids. Lineage: Eukaryota; Metazoa; Porifera; Demospongiae; Suberitida; Halichondriidae. The record is from RefSeq and is a predicted model, not a curated record. Gene Ontology annotation, cellular component: plasma membrane. Gene Ontology annotation, molecular function: metalloendopeptidase activity. Gene Ontology annotation, biological process: membrane protein ectodomain proteolysis; Notch signaling pathway.
GGCUGGCAAACCAUAACAUUGCAAGCAAGGCGCUAGGCGAGAAAGCCAUCGAGGGUAAAGACAGAGCUAGCUAGAGAUCUAUAGCUAGUCAUGAUUCUGUUGGUACUGACUGUGUUCCUCACUCUGACAACCUCCACUUGGGCCGCUGAGGUACCUAAGGCUGGAGCUGACAUUGAUGCCAUCCUUUACUACGAGCCACUCACUCAGGCUAACACAAGAGUGACUAGAGAGGCAGACAUUGCACACCUUCACCUAACUGCCUUCAAUAGGACGUUUAGUGCCAAGCUGCUGCCAUCACGAGAAGUGUUUCACCCUCAGGCACGCUUUAUGUACCUAGGGCAACCAAUACAGCCACUCACAUUUUACAAGGGAAAAUUAAACGAGGAAGCACACUCUUCUGUAAAAGGCCACCUGGUCAAUGGUGUGUUUGAUGGCAUUAUAACAUCUCAAGGUGUUGAAUAUCAUGUGGAGGCAGCGGACAAGUUCUUGCAGAGUCCAUCUUUCCAUUCUCUCAUGUACAGAGCUACUGAUGUCACUCCACCGACUGCAGGAGGUUGUGGAACUAAACGAAAGCUCGUAGAGAAACUCUCACGCACACAAUCCACUGCAAGACCCACUCGAGACAAGCCUGGUCACUAUGGCAACGAUCGGCACACACGAGCAUCGACAGCUAAUGGAAAUAGGUUUUGUCAGAUGUUGAUUGCAGCAGAUCACUUGUUCCUGGAGAGUAUCGGAGGUGGGAGCAUAGCUGCAGCUAUGAGCGAGAUGGUUACUAUAGUAACACAAGUACAGGACAUAUUCAGAGUGACUGACUUUGAUGCUGAUGGCACUGCUGAUGGUAUCAUACCUCUAAUAGCACGUGUGGAGGUGAUGGGUCUAAACACUCCUGGAUAUAGAUUCAGUAAUCCAUCACUAGCUGUCGGUGAAUACCUCGACUUGUGGUCCCAGAUCAACCACGAAGAGUUUUGUUUGGCUCUGUUGUUCACUUACAGGGACUUUAGUGAUGGUGUGCUUGGUCUUGCGUGGGUGGCACAAGCUACUGGUGGGAAUAGUGGGGGUAUAUGUGAGGAGAGAGUCACACUCAAUGUAGGACCACGCUAUCUCAAUACUGCCAUUGUCACCAUGCUCAACUUUGGACGCAGACAACCUCGCUCUGUAACUGUCAUCACCACAGCUCAUGAGAUAGGACACAACUUUGGCUCUCCCCAUGAUCCUAGUACCACCGAGUGUGCUCCUGGUUUAUCUGGUGAUGGAAACUUCCUUAUGUUCCCUCAAGCCACUGAUGGAGCUCAGAGUAACAACAACAACUUCUCACCAUGUUCAAGAAGAAGCAUUCUGCCAGUACUUCAAAGCUCUGGGUCAUCAUGCUUUGAUGCUACUGGUACCUUCUGUGGUAAUGGACUAAUGGAACAGGGGGAGCAGUGUGACUGUGGUGAUACUUGUGCCACUGAUCCCUGCUGUACUACCAACUGUACACUCACUCAAGGAGCUGUAUGCAGUCCCUCACAGAUCUGCUGCAAUGAUCAAUGUCAGUUCAGAGGGAAUGAAACGGAAUGCAGGGCUGUAACUGAAUGUGGAACAAGUGUCAAUUGCACUGGCACGACUGCCACAUGUGGUCCCCCUGAUGAGAGGGAUGGAGUUAGCGCUCUGUGCAAUAACAACAUGAACUUCUGUGUGCGUGGAGUGUGUUCAGGAUCAGUGUGUGUACGUGGAGGUCUGGCUGACUGUCAGUGUACACUAGUGGAGAGUGAGAGAUGUGAUGUGUGCUGUGUAUUCAAUGGAGUAUGCACCUCUACCGUAUCCACUAAUAUCCCUGGCGUUAUGAGCCAAGUACGUGAUAGUGGGAGAUCAUGUAACAAUCUGACAGGCUAUUGUGACAGCAACCGAGUGUGUCAGGUUGUCGACAAUGAGCGCACACUAAAUGACCUCCUUGACCUCUUCACUCUGGAAACUCUUACAACCAUUGUCGCCUGGCUCUCUGCCUAUUGGUACAUUCCAGUGGGUGUCAUAGUAGGAAUAGCCAUUCUCAUCAUUCUCUUGCAAGUCACUUAUCGCCGGAGGAAGCCCAUCAAGCGUCGUUUCAGUCAAGCUCGUAACUCAAUGCGUCGUGGGGGCAUGGCACAAGCACAGGCUGGAGGCGUGGCACAAAGAGACAACAGACCACCCCCUCAGAGAAAUAUCUCCCCAAGAGAGGCUUUGACGCGUCUGAGUCAUUUCUUCCCAACUGCUGACAGAGCAGUUAUUCAAAAUGUUGUUGACAGUGCUCGAAGUGAGUCUAAAGCUGUUAAGAAGCUGUUGAAGAAUGGCUACCCAAUGAAGCGUGUACCCAUCCCAAGAGCUUAGCAAUCAUAAUGUGAAUGUGAUCACACUUUUAAACACUUUUUAUAUGUAAUAAUGAAGUCAUGAUGUACAACAAUGAACGUGAAAUAUGCUGAUUCAAGUGAUUUUGUUGAUUUGUUAUUUAUUGCUAAACUGUCUGUUGAUCCUUUCAUGA